UGCUCUGUUGUAGAGAAGUGGGAAAGGUUACGUGUAUGUAUUUUUGUUCUGGCGGGAAAGUUCUUGAGAGGUUCAGUUAGAAUGCGCGUGCGUGAUAUACCGCCGGAUGAGAAAGGCGAUGCAAGAUGUCAGUGCGGAAAGUAUCGGAACCACUGGAGGGCAGUGAUAGAAGCACAACACAAAUGACCAGAGACGGAAACAAAGAGAAGGGUCAACUUCUGACAGCAGCAGGAGACUGUGUUGCCCCCGAAGAAGAAGAUACUGAGAGUCUGACUGAAAGCCCAGUGCAAUGCAAAGAGGUUGGAGCAAUUAUAUCUUUAGCAGACUCUCUCUGCCACAAAGCUGUCCCAGAAGGAUGGGAGAAGAUAAUAAAGCAAAGACAGCGAGGCAAAACGAAAGGAAAAUAUGACAUUUAUUUUAUCAGUCCUCAAGGAAUGACGUUCCGAUCCAAGCGUGCUCUUUCGGAUUACUUUAAAAAGACUGGUGAAAUUGUUCUUAAAUCAGAGGAUUUUGAUUUUAAUGCUCCUAUUCGGAACAGUGUACAAUUGAGAACCAAGGGAUCAAGUAUUGGGGAGCCAGGAGUACAGACCUGUAACUCAAACAGCCAGGUUUCUGAUCUUGGCUUACAAAAUAAUGAUGGUGGACAUGCAGCUAUUCUGCAGAAUGAAGUUUUGGGACUGCGGACUAAGGCCAGGGAGUUGGAAAAUAUUUCUGUCUGUUUGCAAGAUGGGCCCGCAAUAGAUAAUUCAAAGGACUAUUCUUUAGAGACAAACAAAACAAAAAAUUUGGAUGAUGGCCAAAACAAAAGACAGAGAAAAACAUCACAUAAAAAACAAGGAAUGGGAUGUAUUAAAAGAAACAGACAAAAUAAUGGUGUUUGUGCUGUUAAUAGUGAGAGUGUAAAUGAACAGCAAGUGUGCCAGCUAGGCUCAAGAAGAAAGAAAAUACACUUGAAGGAUGAACUGCUGAUUUCUGAACCAACCGUGGAGAUGCAUGUUAAUCCAUCUGCAGCUAUCUUGGAAUGCAAGUCAAGUGCAGGAGUUUUAAAAUGUGGUGAGAGUCCCAGUGAGAUUGUUACUGCAACAACUGUUAAAAACUCUUCGGAGCCUGAAAAUUUGGAAAACUGGAUGCCUUCAGAGAGCCAAGAUAUAAAGUUUGCUCCCAAGGAAGAUAUUAAUGUUUCACAGACCAGUGAUGAGAAUCUCUUUACAUCAGUAAAAGAGGGCCGUUUUCGAAGAACGCAAGUGGAGAGAAGGAAAACCAGUCCAUAUUUUUCCAGUAGAUUCCUCAAAGAAGCUCCAAGCCCCCCAAGACGGAAGGCUUUUCGGAAAUGGACUCCACCUCGUUCUCCUUUUAAUUUUUUCCAGGAAGCACUCUUUCAUGAUCCAUGGAAGCUCCUAAUUGCCACCAUAUUUCUGAAUAGGACUUCAGGUAAGAUGGCCAUCCCUGUUCUUUGGGAAUUUUUGCAGAAAUAUCCUUCACCUGGAGUAGCAAGAACUGCUGACUGCAAGGAAAUGUCACAGCUGCUUAAACCUCUUGGACUAUAUGAACUCAGAGCAAAGACCAUUAUCAAAUUUUCAGAUGAAUAUUUGACCAAACAAUGGAAGUAUCCUAUUGAGUUGCAUGGAAUCGGAAAAUAUGGAAAUGAUUCUUACAGGAUAUUCUGUGUCAAUGAAUGGAAAGAGGUACAGCCACAAGACCAUAAACUGAAUAUUUAUCAUGCUUGGCUUUGGGCAAACCAUGAGAAACUGAACCUUAAUUAACAGCUUUGUACAAAAACACCUUUCUUGGUGUUUAAUGUUUGUUCUUUCUGC
This is a messenger RNA of Gekko japonicus, 1814 nucleotides long. RefSeq names its product methyl-CpG binding domain 4 DNA glycosylase (gene MBD4). The transcript is spliced from 8 exons. Bases 126 to 1763 code for a protein of 545 amino acids. Gene Ontology annotation, biological process: DNA repair. Lineage: Eukaryota; Metazoa; Chordata; Lepidosauria; Squamata; Gekkonidae. Gene Ontology annotation, molecular function: pyrimidine-specific mismatch base pair DNA N-glycosylase activity; DNA binding. Gene Ontology annotation, cellular component: nucleus. The record is from RefSeq and is a predicted model, not a curated record.